GACGCGACGCUACGAGUGCUCUCACCCAGACGCCUCUGCUUCUGUUGCUUCGCGCGGCUAAAAUUAUCCCCACAUUGUCUGAUUAUGAUCAAACUGCUUAAUUUUUUUGUGAGACAUUAAAAGUUUUCAUUAUUUUGAAAAUAGGUGUGCAAUUUAUCACCCUAAUUAUACCAAGAUUGACUGUUUUCAUUUUGUGACGAGCUUUCAAUCUUGUGUAAUGCAUAAAGCGUUCAUAGCGUUUGUUACGCUGUCCUGCUUGUUGCAGCCAAGUCUGUACGCAGCCUCAGUGACACCUGUAGGAGUUAUGCCCGAUGUCGUUAGCGCAGACCGAGUACGCACAGCACUGAAGGCGCUCUUAGCACUCAACGACGGGGAGCUGCAGUCACUCAUGGGAGGCGAAGAUCCAAGGUCUGUAGCCCACAGAAUAUCUCCAGAAACACAGCUCUUCCUCCAAGGUGCUCACAGGAAACUUGAUAAACUGAGGAAAUCUUUCCCGACGCUUGACGAGAUACCUGGUGACAUGACCAUCGCUCGGAGACGAAAGUCAAAAAGGCAUCCAAAAGGUCAUAAAAACAAGAACGCAGACAGCUUGAUCGGCGCAAUCGCCGAGAUAGCAGAACACCAUCAAAUUCAUGAACAAAGUUUGGAAAAUAACAUCAAUGUACCUGAAACUUUCAUUGAGGAAUAUUUACAACCAAGCUCUGAGAUUAACCAGAAAAAAUCAAUACAACACGGCAAACAUUUUCCCAAGCAUCACGACCGCUGCAAGAACAAGGGAUUCCAUCCGGAAUUCUGGUUUAGGCCACGAGAAUGUCCACCAGCUCAAGAUGGGACACCGCAAUUUUACUGUCCGUCCCCCAACGAGGCUAAGCAAUGGCGCUGCAUCGACCAAGACGCUCUCUGCGACGACGUCCCAGACUGCCCUAACGCAGAGGAUGAGAUGCCUGCAUCAUGUCUCUUCUACACGCCUAUCCGAGAUCAGCUGGAAGAAGUUUUCAUCUUGCUGAGUCGAGUGCGUUUUGUUUAAUUAAUUAAGAAGAGUUCGAAGCUCCUCCGUCUGUACAUACGAGUCUUUAACAUAUUAUUAAGCUUUGUUGUGACGCUCUUUUGUGAUCUCACAUCUGCUGCCGGCAAUCCGGCGGCAAAUUCUUAAGUUAAUGCUGAAAAAUCUAAGAAUUUUCGACCCGGACAACAAACGGAUUAUGGUGACUACGUGUAUGGAAAAUUUCAAGAUGUUAUUAUUGCACUGCCAGGCCGGAUCCCUUGUGGAAUCAAGUCACGAAAAGUACAAGA
Messenger RNA from Hyalella azteca, 1293 nucleotides. RefSeq lists its product as uncharacterized. Bases 218 to 1027 code for a protein of 269 amino acids. Gene Ontology annotation, cellular component: terminal bouton. Gene Ontology annotation, molecular function: protein binding; transmembrane receptor protein tyrosine kinase activator activity. The record is from RefSeq and is a predicted model, not a curated record. The transcript is spliced from 3 exons. Lineage: Eukaryota; Metazoa; Arthropoda; Malacostraca; Amphipoda; Hyalellidae. Gene Ontology annotation, biological process: positive regulation of MAPK cascade.